Hippocampus comes (tiger tail seahorse) is the source of this 6335-nucleotide messenger RNA. It is a transcript of the gene eif4g1b, whose product is annotated as eukaryotic translation initiation factor 4 gamma, 1b. Lineage: Eukaryota; Metazoa; Chordata; Actinopteri; Syngnathiformes; Syngnathidae. The record is from RefSeq and is a predicted model, not a curated record. Gene Ontology annotation, molecular function: mRNA binding; translation initiation factor activity; protein binding. The transcript is spliced from 33 exons. Bases 171 to 5300 code for a protein of 1709 amino acids. Gene Ontology annotation, cellular component: eukaryotic translation initiation factor 4F complex.
GGGAUUUGGCCGGAAUUACGAAGGUACCGGCUUCCGGGAGGACUUUCUGUCCGUCCGGCUCUGCGGACUCAAGGAGAGAAAGGAGAAAAUCUUUAAAUCACAACUCCUUACAGAUUCAUACAUAUCUGUACAGAGGUGCGCCUCUCCUUCCUGAUGCAGAACCCCAUGAAAUGAAUAAAGCACCACAGCCUAUAACAGGACCCCCCUCCAUUCCCCACCCUGCCCCGUCCCCUGGCCUUUCACAGCCCCCUUUCUCCCCUGGGCAGCCCCCUUCUGUUGUGUUUGCCACCCAACCGCCUCAAAUGAACCCAACACCACAGCCCAGACAGGGAAGCUUCAGAUCUCUUCAGCCCUACUACGCCAACAGAACAAGUUUGCCUCCCAGCAGUGGGCCUCGAGGUGUUCCAACCAGUAGUGCCCCUCGGUCUGGAACUCCCACCCAUGUCUACCAGCCACACCCUGGUUCCCAAAUGAUGGUGAUCCCAGGACAACAGUUGCCCUUCCCGAGCUCACCACAGGGGGCAGCCUAUUUUAUACAAGGACAGUAUCUCCACACGGCUGACAUCACUCCUACACCACCUGCUUGGAAGUACCGUUCACCAACCUUCGUGGCCACACCCCAGCAAUACCCUGUACCAGCUGGAGCGCCAGGUUUCUACCCAGGCACCAGCCCGUCCGAAUAUGGUAAUUAUGCCGGGGCCUACUAUCCAGCCCAGCCUCAGUUUACUCCCCCAGUGCCGGCGCCACCCGUCGUCAUGAACCCUGCCCCUCAACAGCAGCAACCACCACCACAGUCUCAGCAACACAUUCACACCAAACGCGAACGUAAACAGAUCCGAAUAAGAGACCCAAACCAAGGAGGCCGGGACGUCACAGAGGAGAUUAUGUCAGGGGGCUGCAGUGGAUCAAACCCAACUCCACCACAGACUGCCAUAUCAGGAUCAGACACAGGAUUGGUCCAGGCCAACGGUGAGAACACCCCAGCUGCUGCUGGUCCAGCAGAUAUUAGAACAGAUGACAGAGGAAAACCUUUGCUGCCUUCUUUGUCACAGCCUCCUGAUAUUGUUCAGGAUGACCUCACCCCAGCAGAGGCUACCUUGUCUGACAUGAACAAUCAGCCAACUACACCAUCUGUAAUAUCAGAAACCCCUGUCAGCACUAUUUGUAUUUCCCCACCUGCGCCCAUUGUUGCCAUUACAGACAUAAUGUUCGCUGCCACAUCUCCCAGAGAACUAACUCCAGAGCCUCAAUCUGCGCCUGAGGUGCCUGCCUACCCUGCACCCCUUCCUGAUCCUAUGCCCACCUCUGCAGUUCAGGAAAACCCAGAAAGGACAGCCACAAAUCUUGAGGAGGUGGAUGUGAUGAUUAGAGAGGAGGAGGAGGAGGUUCAUUCAGAGGAUGCUUCAUCUUUAAUGGACAAGUCUCACACACUCUCCUCCUCUGCAAAUGGUGUGGCUAUAGAUGUGCCAAAAAGCCCUUCGGUGAUGCUGCCAUCUAGUCACCAGGAGUCUUCUCUGGAGUCUCCUAUUGCUCAGCCAGAGGAGCUCUGCCUUUCCAAUGGUUUACCACUUCCAUCCCCCCAAGACCCGGAGGCCCUUGCUGUUAGCGCAGAAGAGCAUGAUGACAGCCCCAUUGCUGAGCCUGAUGUUUGUCUGCAGCCUGUCAUUAAAACCUCCAAAGCCACCAUGAAGGCAGUGCCUACAUCACUUGUUGAAUCAACCACAGCGCCUGCUGCCGAGUCCGUUCCUACCGUCAGUCCAGAGGUUCCUGCUGAAACAAUUACCCAGGCAGCAUCUUCCCAGCCCGAGGCUGAAGAAACAGUUCCUCCUGUUUCUCAAAACACCAGUGAGGAUACCAUAAUGCCUCAAUGUACUGCAGGAUCAAUGUCAUCUCCACUGGUGGCAGGCUCAAAAGAUGACCGCGUCCGAGAAACAGUGACAAGUCCUCCCCAGACUGUCAUUACCCUUGUAGAAACUACUAUGCAAGCUGUGCCAAAGAAAAAGAGAAAAAUGAAGGAUUUGAAUAAAAAGGAGGCAGUGGGAGAUCUAUUGGAUGCAUUUAAAGAGGAGAAAGUAGUUGUACCACCAGAGCCCGAGGUUGUCCCAGCAACAUCAGCUGAAACCCAGCCUCCUGCUCCAUCUCCAGCAUUAGAAGACAAUGACUUAACUUGGGAGGACAAGGAGGACAAGCUGGAUUCUGAGAACAUUCAGCCAAACCCUCCGAAGCAGACAGCAACUGACAAGGAAUAUCAGUAUAAAGAGGAACAAUGGAAGCCAAUCAAUCCGGAGGAGAAGAAAAAGUAUGACCGCGCGUUCCUUCUGAGAUUUCAAUUCAUCUCAGCCAGUAUGAAUAAGCCUGAGGGUCUUCCUGCUAUAAAUGAUGUUGUCCUAGACAAGGCUAACAAGACUCCUCUGCGCCAAAUUGACCCCAGUCGGCUGCCUGGGGUGAACUAUGGUCCUGAUUUCACACCUUCGUUUGCUAACCUUGGCAGGCCAGGUUUAGGAGGAGGAAGUCGAGGACCACCUCCCGGUAUGGGUGUCGGUAUAGGUGGUCCACGUCGGUCUCAGCAGAUGCAACGGAAAGAACCGAGGAAAAUUAUUACCAGCAUGUCUCUUAAUGAGGAUGUCAAGCUGAACAAGGCUGAGAAGGCAUGGAAGCCUUCCCUGAAAAAAGCAAUGCGUGGUUGCGCUGGAGAAGAGACCGUGGAGAAUGAUCCAGAUCAACUCAAGACGCAGGAAUUAUUUAAAAAGGUCCGCAGUAUCCUCAACAAACUGACCCCGCAAAAGUUUCAACAGCUAAUGAAACAAGUGUCAGAACUCACUAUCGACACGGAGGAGAAGUUAAAAGGUGUCAUAGACCUCACCUUUGAAAAGGCCAUCUCUGAGCCAGAUUUUUCAGUGGCCUAUGCGAACAUGUGCCGCUGCCUUCUGGGGCUAAAAGUCCAAGCCACAGAUAAGCCAGGGGACACUGUGAACUUCCGGAAGCUCCUCCUGAAUCGAUGCCAGAAUGAGUUUGAGAAGGAUAAAUAUGACAACGAGAUAUUUGAAAGGAAGCAACAGGAGCUGGAGGCUGCAGAAGGGGUAUUGUACUGUAAAGAUGAGGAGAAGCAACGGUUAAUUGAGGAUCUUGAAGAGUCUAAAAACAAGGCUAGGAGGCGCUCACUUGGUAAUAUUAAAUUCAUCGGUGAGCUAUUCAAACUAAAGAUGCUCACGGAAGUCAUUAUGCAUGAGUGCAUUGUAAAGCUACUGAAAAACCAUGAUGAGGAGUCUCUGGAGUGCCUGUGCAGACUGUUAUCUACCAUUGGAAAGGAUCUAGACUUUGAAAAGGCCAAGCCUCUUAUGGACCAGUACUUCAAACAGAUGGAUAAAGUAAUAAAGGAAAAGAAGACCAGCGCCAGGAUCCGUUUUAUGUUGCAAGAUGUGGUGGACCUUCGACGGAGUAAUUGGGUGCCCAGACGAGGCGACCAAGGCCCAAAGACUAUUGACCAGAUCCACAAAGAAGCUCAGCUGGAGGAGCACAGAGAGCAGAUGAAAGUGCAACAUGCCCUCAUCGCUAAGAAAGAGUCUUUCGGCAGUCCGGGAAACAGGAUGGGUGGAGGAGGAUCAGGGAGUCGUGGAGGACCUCACACUCCUGGCCGUGGUGUUUCACCACAAGAUGAUGGCUGGAACACAGUUUCCAAGAACCGAACUUAUGAUGGGAAAUUGAAAUUCCCAAAGGCAUCUUUUGAUAUCCACGCUCAGUGUCUCGCUCCAGGAGGCAAAGGUGCUUUGAGCUGGGGUAGGGGCAGUAGUGGUGGUAGCACCAACAAGCUUAUGGAUUCCGAAUUGGGCGGCCGUCCAGCUGCCAACAGGUUCUCAGCUCUGCAACAGUCCUCGUCAGGCACUUCAGAGUCAGACAGACGGGUUCCUCAGAGAAACAGCUCAAGUCGAGAGCGGGGCGAGCGUUCUGACCGGGCCGAUCGUGGACUUGACCGACGUGAUGAUCGUGAGCGAAACAGGCCACAGGGUGCUGCUACACGCAGCUUCAGUCGGGAAAAUGAAGAACAGAGUUGGCAGAGAGAGCAGAGUGGUUCAGCAGAUCCAGUCCGCAAAGUAGCAAAUAUGACAGAUGACAGAGAUCGCGGCAGCAAAGAGAGAACUCAGAGUCGAGAGAACGUGAGGAGGGAAACAGCUUGCACUCCUCCACCUCUCCAAACUGCUACCAAGCCUGCUUUGACUGUGGAAGAGCUAACCAAAAAAUCCAAAGCCAUCAUUGAAGAAUACCUCCACAUCCUUGAUAUCAAGGAGGCCCUGCAAUGUGUGAACGAGAUAAACUGCCCUCAGCUGUUGUUUGUGUUUGUACAAUUCGGUCUGGAGUCAACAUUGGAGCGGAACACCAUUACAAGAGAGAACCUGGGUCGGCUGCUGCACCAGCUCAUUAAGACAGGCAUCCUCCUGACAGAACAGUACUUUAAAGGGCUUCGUGAAAUCCUGGUGGUAGCUGAAGAAAUGGCGAUCGACAUCCCGCACAUCUGGCUCUACCUGUCAGAACUGAUCACUCCCAUGCUCCAUGAGGGAGGGAUCCCAAUGGGACACCUGUUUAAGGAGAUUUCAAAGCCUUUGAUCCCUCUGGGCAAAGCUGGAGACCUGCUUGUCUGUAUCCUCACUUUACUCUGCAAAGAGAUGAGCCAUAACAAGGUGGGCACAAUGUGGCGGGGGGCAGGACUCCAAUGGAAAGACUUCCUCCCUGAGGAUGUAGAUGUCAACAAGUUUGUGACCGAAAAGAAUGUGAUGUUCACACUGGCUGAAGCAUCUGAAAAGAGUAAAACCAAGAAGAUGAGUUCUGCAGAGUUGAGCAGACAGCUUGAAAGACUGAUCCAAGACAAGGCUGACAGCAAAAGAAUCAUCGACUGGAUUGAGGCCAACCUGGAUGAGCAGCAGGCCUCCUCCAACAUGUUUGUCAGAGUACUGAUGACCUGUAUUUGCCAGUCAGCAAUCAUCUGUGAGAAUCCCUACAAGGUGAAUGAUGAGAUAAUCAAUCAGAGGGCCAAGUUGCUGCAGAAAUUCCUGAAGGAUGAGCAGAAGGAGUUGCAAGCUCUCUAUGCCUUACAGGCUCUAAUGGUGCACAUGGAGCAGCCGGCCAAUCUGCUGCGAAUGUUCUUUGACACACUUUAUGAUGAGGAAGUAAUCAAAGAUGAUGCCUUCUACAAGUGGGAGUCGUGCAAGGACCCCGCCGAGCAGCAGGGCAAGGGCGUGGCCCUCAAGUCCGUCACCGGCUUCUUCACAUGGUUACGCCAGGCGGACGAAUCGGACAACAGUUAGAAUCUCUGGAGCGUGACAUUUGGACUGGGAGGAUUUCAAUUGGGAUCCUUUGGGACAGGACUUGAGGACGAUUCAGACAAGCUGACUAAGUCCUUCGACAGAAACGGGAGGAAAAAAAAGCAAUAAAAAAAAUCUUCAGCUGGGAGAGAUUGUAUUAUCGAUUGAGCAUUCAAUCAUGUCAUUUCUUUUAUUUUUGUGCAAUUGAAUGUCCUUUUUCCAAUGAAUCCAUGUGACAAGAAUCUAGAGUAGAUAAUGAGAAUGCCGAUAAGCGGAGGCUAAUAGCGUUUACGUCAAUAUUUUAUUUUUGACUGCUUGCUUUGAAUUUUGACUCCAACUUUGAAAUGGCUUUCCCUCAUCUCAGCAACACUAUGCUGACAAAUACAUAAAUAUCUUAGAGGCUCUAUAUAUUUUUUUGAUGAUGUCAUCCAUUUGUCAUGGCAACUCUGCAACAGUGACACUUGGUGUUUGUUCUACAUGCCCAUGAAGACGCUUUUUUUCAACAUUUUUUUCUGUAUUGAAUGAUUGGCCUGUGUUUUUUAGUAAAUGGGAAAAAAAAUCUGAAGAAAGGUGGACAUUUGGAAGCAGGAGUCAUAAGACUUGUAGACUUCUGAAGACGAAACGCAGAUUUUACAAGGACAGCGUCAUUGAGGAGAGUCAUCACGAACACUGACCAGUUUUGCUGCUGGGCACGAUGACCAGUCGACCCCCCGCCCACAAACACACGCACACACUUAGUGUAACCUACCCUCCGCUGUAUCUGUGCUACUGUUUCCUUGUCUGUACUUCACGACAGAACUUGAAGCCAGCAAGACGCUUGUUGGAUUUUAAUAAGAUACUGUCAUUGAAACUUGAAAAGUUGCAUAGUUGAGACUCCACUUUAUGAAAGUAACUUUAAAAAUAAUGUUCAACAGGACAAAUCCGAAGGCCUUUUUGCUUCCAUGAGUGGAAACAGAUUUUAGGAGAGUUCUGUACAUAUAUACUGAUAUUUUUUAUCCCCUAAAAAGAAAAUACUCAUGUAGUUUUGCUUUCUUGUAA